This is a messenger RNA of Lathyrus sativus (Indian pea), 1761 nucleotides long. The record is from the annotation of a GenBank genome assembly. Lineage: Eukaryota; Viridiplantae; Streptophyta; Magnoliopsida; Fabales; Fabaceae.
AUGGCGAGGAAAACCUAUUCCUCAUCCACAUUGCGUUAUGUUCAACCUCGUUAUUACCUAAAAAGACCUAAACGAUUUGCACUCAUCAUUCUCCUUUUCGUCUCUCUUGUAUGGUUUGUUUAUGAUCGUCAAUUACUCAACAGAGAACACCAGGAGGAUGUUUUGAGAUUAAAACAAGAGGUUACACGCUUGCAAAAAACACUGGAAGAUAUACAUGGUAAUAUGAAUGAAUCAGGAGGAGAAAGUGUUCAAAAUGGUGAAACUAUACAAAAUGAUGAAAGUAUGAAUAAAUCCAACAAGGAUGUUUCGGUUGAGGAUGAUGAUGAUCCUAUUAGUUUACAACGAAGAGAGAAAGUUAAAGAAGCUAUGCUUCAUGCAUGGUCAUCUUAUGAAAAGUAUGCAUGGGGCAAGGAUGAACUUAAGCCACAAUCAAUGAACGGUGUUGAUAGUUUUGGCGGUCUAGGGGCAACUUUAGUAGAUUCUCUUGACACAUUAUUUAUAAUGGGCCUUGAUACCCAAUUCAAAAGAGCUAGAGAGUGGAUUGCAAAAUCAUUGUAUUUCAACAAGAAUAUCGAAGUUAGUGUUUUCGAGACAACCAUAAGGGUUUUGGGUGGGCUUCUUAGUGCUUACGAUCUCUCUGGCGAUGAAGUCUUCCUAGAAAAGGCUAGAGAUAUUGCAGACAAGCUGCUGCCUGCUUGGAAUACACCUUCAGGAAUCCCUUAUAACAGAAUUAACUUGGCCUAUGGCAAUACAAAUAAUCCUAGGUGGACGCGGGGGAACAGUAUUCUUGCAGAUUCUGGUUCAGAGCAGCUUGAAUUUAUCGCCCUCUCUCAAAGGACAAACGACCCCAAGUACCAGGAAACGGCUGAGAAGGUCAUCAAAGAGCUUCGUAGAAGUUUUCCUGAGGAUGGGUUGCUUCCCAUAUAUCUUAAUCCACUAACUGGAACUAAAUCAGCUGGAGCAAUUACGUUUGGUGCUAUGGGUGAUAGCUUCUACGAGUAUCUGCUCAAGGCAUGGAUACAAGGAAACAAGACUGAAACGGUACAGUUUUACAGGGAAAUGUGGGAGACAUCAAUGAAAGGUCUGCAAAGCUUGAUUAAGAAGUCAACACCAUCAUCUUUUGUGUAUAUAUCUGAAAAGCUUGGAAAUGCACUCAUGGACAAGAUGGAUGAAUUAGCAUGUUUUGUUCCUGGAAUGCUGGCUCUGGGAUCUUCUGGCUAUGGCCCUGGAGAAGGAGGAAAAAUCAUGUCUCUCGCAGAGGAGCUUGCAUGGACCUGCUACAAUUUUUACGAGUCUUCGCCAACUAAAUUAGCUGGGGAGAACUAUUACUUUCGCAGUGGAGAGGAUAUGAAUGUUGGCACCUCAUGGAAUAUCCAAAGACCUGAAACAAUUGAGUCGCUGUUCUACCUCUGGCGUUUCACUAGAAACAAAACAUACCAAGAAUGGGGUUGGAAUAUUUUCCAAGCAUUUGAAAACAACUCUCGCACUGAGGCAGGAUACGUUGGACUCAAAGAUGUGAAUACAGGUGACAAAGAUAAUAUGAUGCAGAGCUUCUUCCUCGCAGAAACUCUCAAGUACCUCUAUCUUUUGUUUUCACCACCUUCAGUUAUCUCUCUUGAUGAAUGGGUUUUCAACACCGAGGCACACCCUAUAAGAAUUGUGACUAGAAAUGAUCAUCAAGAAAAACAAAAUAUGACCCAAGAAGAAAAAAUUCCUCAUUACUUGCAUGGUAGGAAAGAAGGUCGAAUUGAUUACAAGUAG